This is a messenger RNA of Cavia porcellus (domestic guinea pig), 775 nucleotides long. Its product is annotated as IQ domain-containing protein F5-like. The record is from RefSeq and is a predicted model, not a curated record. NCBI's taxonomy places the organism in Eukaryota, Metazoa, Chordata, Mammalia, Rodentia, Caviidae. Gene Ontology annotation, molecular function: calmodulin binding. Bases 130 to 759 code for a protein of 209 amino acids. The transcript has 3 exons.
CCUCACUCUUUUGGCUACCUUGUAGGUGGAGGAGUGCAGACUUGGGCAUGAUGGAAACAUUUACCUCCUAAUCAUGGGCAAUUUGGAGGAUCACAGACCUGAGGGGUUUGAGCUAUCUACCUAGAAGUCAUGGGCAUUCAAUUUUGUAAAGAUGGUAAGAUAUGUGAUAUCGUCCUUCAAGAUCCUGAGGAAAUUAUUGUGGUGCAAAAGAAGCAAGCAGAAAAAACUCCAAAACCAAAACCAGAACCAAAACCAAAACCAGCACCAAAAUCAAAACCAGCACCAAAAUCAAAACCAGCACCAAAACCACCACCAAAACCAAAACCAAAGAAAUCUCCUGACCUCACAAAGCCAGCUACAAAGAUCCAGGCCUGGUGGCGGGGCACGCUGGUGAGGAGGACAUUGCUGCAUGCUGCCCUCAGUGCAUGGACCAUCCAGUGCUGGUGGAGGCAGAAGCUGGUCUGGCUGCUGGAGAAGAAGCGGAGGGCAGCGCUGGAGUUGUAUGCACAGCAAACAUGGGCAGCUGUGAGGCUCCAGUCCUGGUACCGCAUGUGGCGCAUCCGCCAGCGGUACUGUCAUUUGCUCAAUGCUGUCCGCACCAUACAGGUCUCCUGGCGCUGGCACAAAUGCCAUACGCGUGGUUUUUUCCAGGGCUGCUAUGAGAUUACAGGUGACCACCUAAACCUUCACCUCGACAUCUUCCUAGGAUCCCAGGUUUGUCGCAUUACAGACUGCAUCCCCUUUCCAAUAAAGAACUGACCAAGUCUGCUCCAAA